Molecule: messenger RNA, 1681 nt
Organism: Melanotaenia boesemani (Boeseman's rainbowfish)
Lineage: Eukaryota; Metazoa; Chordata; Actinopteri; Atheriniformes; Melanotaeniidae
Product: membrane-spanning 4-domains subfamily A member 4A-like
Exons: 7
Coding region: 126-884 (252 amino acids)
Cellular component (GO): membrane
Source: RefSeq, a predicted model, not a curated record
UGGUCUUUGAAUGCAUCAGUGUUUCCGGCGAACCGCAGGCAGAUUAAACUUAAACUUAAACUGCUCCGAGUUUCAGCUGAAAGUUUGCAGAAUUCUUUGAGCUUCUGUGACCUCUGACCUCCAUCAUGGCGUCCACAUCUGUCACCACGGUCGGUGGAGUCAUGAUCGUAACGCAGGUGAUCCCCAAAGGUGACUCCUCCAUCCCACUCGAGUCUGUUGCUGCCUCUGUAGAACAGACCCCGCCCCCUGUGAUGAAGACCACGCCCCCAGCCACAGUGACUCCAUCAACUUCCACAAAGACCGACACCGAGGCCGCCUCCCCCCUGCAGGUGGAGCCCCAGUGUCUCGGGGUUGCCCAGAUCUUCGUGGGCCUGCUGUGUGUCCUGUUCAGCCUGACGGCGGUCUACACCCGGGUCCUGAUCCUCUACGCACCGUUCAGCCUCGGCGCCAUCUUUGUGGUUUCUGGCACCCUGGCUGUGGCGGCAGGAAGACGGACUUCAGUCGGACUGGUCUGGACGUCUUUGAUGUUCAACAUCACCAGCGUCCUGCUGGGCCUGGCCGGUCUCAUCUACCUCUGUCUGCUAAUGGCCACCACGCCCCCCUCUGAGAUGUUCUGUGGAUUCCAAACCUACAACAUCGACUGGAUGAGACGGUGCGUCGGCAAGCUGUGGAUGCUGGAUAGAGCACUUUACGGACUUCUAGGCCUCCUCCUGGUUCUGCUGGUCCUGCAGGUUUGUGUUUCCGUCACCGUCUGCGUCAUCUCCGGAAGAGUCAUCAAGCGUCACAACCGCUACACCCCCAUCAAGGUGGAGACUGAUGACGACCGGACCCUGCUGGACCCACAGCACAGCAGUGAGCACAACCUCCACGCUCAGUCACCCUGAGGGCGGAUGACCCCACGUCGUACCGGAUAAACCACAGCAUCGUGCUCUGUAAUCUUCUCUCUGCUUUUUCUAGUUUUCUGGCUGUAAAUCAGUCCAACCUGUGAUUGUUUUUAAAUGUUAAUCAGGAAAUAAAGACCUGGUGUCAGUUAGAGGAAAACAUUUCAGACAAAAGGGAGUUAAAGUAAUGAUUCUAAUCAGCUUGUAGGUGCCUGUUUAAUGCACAAUUCAUCAGAAGGCCAAACAAUGACCAUAUAAUAUUAAACUUGCACUUUUUCUUUUUUUAAAAGGAAUGUUGCGUCUUUAUAAAACUUUUUUCUUAUAUUUAUUUUUCAAGGUAAAAUGUUUGAGAAGCAAUUCUCAUUUACAAAUACGACCUGGCCAGUAGAGAGAAAAAUAAAAUGAAGAAACGCAUACAUAUGAACGUAUAUUACCACGGUGGUUUACGUUUUUACCAACAGUCUUUGUGUACGUCACAAUAUACUGUAAAAUUGGUCCCAUAGAAAAUAAUGGGAUUUUGCCUAAAUUAAGAAAACCAAGCCUGAUUUGGAGCCCUACAACUCAGGCACACUUUUAUUUUGAAACUUCACUCUAAGUUUAAACAAGCCAUGAAAAAUAAAACUUCUACUCUCUGAAAGCGCAUUUGGAUUUCUUUUAUGGUUUGGACACAAUCAGUGAUAUCAUGCACUCUGAAUUUGCCUUAAAAUGAAGUAAAUCUCUCAAACUUCUUCCAUGCUCACAGUUUUGUCCUUUACUGACACAAAUUCUACAUCAAAAUAAAACAUGUUUCUCUUCUUUCA